ACCAAGGCUGUCCAACAUUCAGAAUCAAUCGCUCGUUAGCGCAGGUUGUGUUCGUCGUCAGUUGUGAGGAAAUAAAGAUUUAAUUCUCUAGUCCACGAAUAUAGGAAAAAAAUCUCCACACUUGUCCUACUCACGAUAAUACCUGUACGACGGAUUGUUGUUCGCUGUGAAGUCGCUAAGAUUCGUCAAUAUACAAAUUAAUCGACGGCGGGUUGAAGGCACCAGUGAAUUUUUGCAGCUCUGUGACCGACGAUUGAAACGGAGUGGUUGAACAGCGAAGAAUUUCUAUUCGGUUUUGUAAUCGUGCACCUACGAAUGAGUGACAACUUUGGCUAACGCUGACCGAUUUGGGGUUGAAACACAUAUUUUGGCCAAGUUUGGUGAUUGGGGAGUGAAGAAUUUGGAUAGUGAAGAAAAUUUGAGGGAACGGAAAUAGCUGAAACGUAGCGAAAAGUCCGAAGGGGUUUUUCGUUUCUGUAGUGAAGUGUGCAAUAAAUUCUAAAUUAUAAGAAGAAUAAAUUCGAUUACCACCAUUCCUGGAGAGCACUAGCUGUCAAAUUCCAUACAAAAUGAACGGAUACGCAGACCUGACAACUAAUCUGGAAAACAGCCGGAAUUGCUUGCGGCGGAUCGCCCGACACGAUGAUCAGGAAUUCUCGAACCAAAGUAUACUGAACGCCAUGGAGAAGUUUGUCAAGACAGUCAAUGCCAUGGACGAGACGAUACUGGUGCCCUGUCGGUUAAUGGAUCGAAAGGUUGGCGAUUCAACUGACACAUUACCUAUGGAGCAGCAACAGAAGCCACAUUCCUAUCACGGUAAGAAGUCCGGUAAGGCGUCCGUGCGGGACGCCCUGAACACGUCGGACCUAUUCAAGUUGUACAACAUGCUGAACGUGGUAAAGGUAGAUCUGCUCUGGGGCCGACAAGACGCCGACGAAGUUGCAGAGUCCCAGAUGGGAUCCACAGCACAGAGCACGACCGACGUUCAAUAUAAGCAGAAAUCGGCCUCGCCAGCUCCGGAACAGCAGCCACAGAACAUGAGCAGCAACAGCAGCACCACCAGCAGCAGUUCAGUGAGCGAAUCUGGCAGCAGUAUAAAGGGGCACAUUCGUCGCCCGAGCACAGCCUCCAUGGCCUCGUCCAACAGUGGAAGCACUCUGAGCGACUCCGAGAGCGAAAUUAGCGCCGAAAAUGACUCCGGAAUCGAGUCGGAGAGCAACGUUGACCAGGACAAGAGCACCGAGCUGGCGAAACAGUUCCGAACCCAUCUGCUGGGACUGUAUCGAUCGCUGGAACAGAUGACGGAAGCAGCCAACUAUCUGACGGCCAGAUAUCAGAGCGACGUUGGACCGGUCUAAGUUGGUGCGGCUCUCGGUUAUUGCGGGUUCUGCACGCUAAACAGAGAGAGAUAGAGACGGAAAAUGUUCCCCCGGUGAUAUAAAGCAAAAAUGUGUCCCCGAGACUAGUACACGAAAUGUGUCCGCGCAGCGCGCGUGCGCUCUGGCAUAACGACGAAAACCAAAUCUCUGUAUAAAGGUAAUAAAAAAAGGAAAGGAAUGAUUCUGCAGACUAGGAGCUAAACAACAUCAACAAACAAUUCUAUGCAUGUAAAUGUAGAUGUAGGGAGACUUAUGUUUUGUUCUUUUGUUGCCGUGUACGAAACCAUCUAUAUUUUCUGAUUAGGUAGAUGAGUGAACGUUUCUGAGUGCCUGUGAUGAGUAACUGUUGAGUGAGUCCUCGUGCGAACCGAAUGAGCAGAUAAACGUACUAGUUCUUAGAGAGUAGAAAUUAGUUUCUCUAGGUCAUUUUCAUUUAUAAUUGGGUAGAUCUGAGCCUGAACAUGGGCGAGUUUUGGUUUGGUUCCGGCACAUGAAAUCAACACAGACCGGUUGGGUUUGUGUGCGUGUGCUUGUGCAAGCGCAUGGGGGAGAGAUGAGUGACCACCGCACCGCCAAUGUGGAGGGUCCCUCAGGCAUAUCGUAGUAGACUGAAAACGUGUCGAACGAACACUCGCGCAUGCUCAGCCUGCUCUCACGCCUGCCUCAUUCGGUCGCGCGCUUAGUUUACUUUUUCAUCUUGGUCGUUGCAACAAUGAACGGAAGAUGAUGAUAGAUUUAUUUAAUUUAGACAAGAAGAAAACUGAUAAUGUGGGAUUAAAGAUUAUUUAUUGUAAAAUAAUUGAACUGAGUUGUAACAUUUUUCUCUGAUUUUUUUGUUUGCUCGGUUUUCUUUUACAAGUGAAAGGGUAUGUGUGUUAGGGGAUAUAAAGUAAUUGAAACCGGACAAAGCAAUCAGGUUCAGUAGAUUAGACCACCUAUGAACAAGUCUGGCAUGAGCAGAGAAAUGGAGAAGUAGCGAAAGUGUGUGUUUUAAUGAGAUUAUCAAAAUCUUCUUACAUUGGGAGUGAGAAUAAACAGAAGUGCCAGCAGAGAGCUUAGUUAUUAGAGAUAAGACAGAAAGAUCAGUGAUACAGUUGAAGGAUGUUAUCUCGAAUGGGAGAAAAAAAUCGAACCGAAUGAAUGUAAGAUAUGUGUUUUCCAAAAUGAUUUAAAAUUAUACAUAUUUGUUCCCUUAUCUAUAGUUCGUGUUCUUUUCCUAUGUGACUGGUAUAAAGAAGAAGCUAAAUGAUUAGUUCGUCAAAAAUGUUACAAUUGCAUAAAUCUGAUGGUGGCUAGGUUUCAAUAAUUGUCUGUCUUUCUGCAGGUACGCUUUUAAGUUCAACUUAGUCAUUAAGGUGGCAGUAAGUAGAUUUGUUCGCCGGCUAAGGAAAGGGGAAUUGGCAGCGUGAAUGUUGGCAUUGCGUAAUUUGCAGUGUCGAGGCUUGCUCAAUGCUCAUCCAUCAACACGGAUUCAGCAUGGUAUAAGACGGGUUUGCAAAUUGUUGGCUCUUUCACUGAGUUUCCUAUACAUGAAAAGACAUAUAAAGGUAACGCGCUAUCACCAUUGAGCUUUGGUUUCAACUUUGUCAAAUUUAGUUCAUCAAAGACAGUAUACAUAUAAAGGACAAUACUUACAGUAGAUAAUCGCUUUCUCAUAAUGUUAACUUCCACUUUCAAUGGUAGCUCGAAGAAAAACAGUUUAUCAGUGAUACUUGUUCGAAGCUUUGGUAAAUAUGUUAUUUGGCUUUGCUGAAAAUUCAAGAUGACUUCCAUUGCCGAGUAUGUGGGAAUAUGCGCGAUACGCUCCAUGAGCCUUGAUAUUAAAGACCCUUAUUACGUAACAGCGCAAAUGUCAAAUGCCAAGAUUCAUUAUUCCAACCAAAACCAGCCUAAAUUGUUUCGCCUAAAUAAUUUAAAAAACAUUUUCGAAUCAUUCUUCCCGGUUUUUGAUGAAAUACAUGGCGAUCGAUGUCUCAUCUUUGUUUGGUAUUCUUCUCUUCUCCUCAAACGUCAACGUUUCCUCAGUCGUUCAUUUCUCAUAUAGUGGCAGUAGCUCUCAUGAGAUGAGCGUGCGCAAUAGUGCAUGUACAUGACUGCUUCAUAAAGGAGCAUGCACUGCUGCAAAUGUCUAAUUUAAUGCUAUUCCUAUCAUAGAUAUACGAUCAAAUCGCUUGCGCAAAACAAACGACUGCUCGCUGGGCCUUUCAGCUAUUCUUAUUUUGCUCAAUAUUAGGAUUAAUUUUUAGCGUUAAAAAUUGUUUUCGCAUAAAGCAUUUCUAGGCUAUUUUUGUUAGUAAAAAAUCUCAAAUACGCAAAAAAAAA
Molecule: messenger RNA, 3701 nt
Organism: Armigeres subalbatus
Lineage: Eukaryota; Metazoa; Arthropoda; Insecta; Diptera; Culicidae
Exons: 3
Coding region: 570-1358 (262 amino acids)
Biological process (GO): regulation of lipid biosynthetic process
Cellular component (GO): cytosol
Source: RefSeq, a predicted model, not a curated record